AUGGCAGCAACAAGCUCACCUCCUGAAGAGGACUUACUCUGUCCUCAGUGCUCCGGCAUUUAUUGCCUUCCUGUUCUCCUGAAAUGCGGCCACAACAUUUGCAGAGUUUGCUUACAGAAAUUCUGGGAAUGGAAAGGAUGUCGAGAAUGUCCUGUGUGUGGCACCGCGUCCGUCCCCGGGAGGCCUCCUAUCAACCUGGCACUAAAGAUAGCCGCAGACCAAUAUCAGGCGCAAAGGGCCAGCGGGAAUCGAGAAGUUUGUGUCCUUCACAACGAGAAGCUGAAGAUUUUCUGUCAGAACGACGAAGAGCCCAUCUGUCUGGUCUGCCAAACAUCAAAACGGCAUAAAGUUCACGAGUGCUGCCCUGUAGAGGAGGCGGCCCCGCAGAAAAAGGCUGAAAUUUCCACCAUGCUGGAGUCCUUGAGGAAGAAGCUCAGAUUACUGAACAAGACAAAGGAGCAGUGGGAGGAAACUAAACACUACAUCAAGACUCAGGCUUACCAAAGCGAGAGUGAAAUCAAGGAGGAGUUCAAGAAGCUACACCUGUUCCUUUGGGAGGAGGAAAAGUCCAGGCUGAAGGUGCUCAAACAGGAAGAGGAAAUCAAGAACCAGGUGAUGUGCGAGAAGCUGGAAACCAUCGAGGACCAGAUCAAAACCCUUUCCUCCACGAUCAGUGAUAUUGAGUCUGCCCUCGGACAAAGGGACUUAGCAUUUUUACAGGACUACAAGCAGACAAAGAAAAGGGCCAAAGACAACGUUCGAGAGCCAGAGUGUAUCAGAGAUAUCCUGAUUAACUCUGCAAAGCAUCUGGGAUUACUUAAGUUUGGAAUUUGGAAGAAGAUGGUUAGCAUUGUUAAAUAUGUUCCCAUCACUCUGGAUCCAAACACAGCCCAGUCCAACUUAAAGUUCUCUGAAGAGCUCACCUGUGUGCAGUACAGCAAUAAGCAGCUCCUACCUGACAACCCUGAACGCUGCACCAGCCGUGUGUGUGUGCUGGGAGCCAUCGGCUUCAUGUCUGGAAAGCACAGCUGGACCGUAGACGUGGGCCAAGGCAAGGACUGGUAUAUCGGAGUGGCCCAGGAGUCCAUAAAAAGGAAGAGCACCGUCUUCCUCAACCCAUCCGAGGGCUUCUGGGUGAUUGGCCUCUGCAACGGAGACACAUUCUGGGCUCAGACCUCGCCUCGCACCAAGCUCACGCUGAGGCAGAAACCCACGAGGAUUACCAUAAAACUGGACUACGACAAAGGAAAGGUAGUUUUCAUCAGCGCUGCCGACUUGACACCAAUACACACUUUCAAUGACAGAUUCUCAGAGAGGAUUUUUCCCUUCUUCUCCCCUGGAUUGUAUAACGAGGAGAAAAACUCCAGCCCCCUGACAAUCUGUCCUCUGACAGUAACAGUGGAUGUACAGUAG
Messenger RNA from Chelmon rostratus (copperband butterflyfish), 1413 nucleotides. RefSeq names its product zinc-binding protein A33-like. Lineage: Eukaryota; Metazoa; Chordata; Actinopteri; Chaetodontiformes; Chaetodontidae. The transcript is spliced from 6 exons. The record is from RefSeq and is a predicted model, not a curated record. Gene Ontology annotation, molecular function: zinc ion binding; protein binding. Bases 1 to 1413 code for a protein of 470 amino acids.